CUUGAACAACACCCGCUUUUAUUAUUGUUCAUUCAUCCCCUUAUACCUUACCCACGGAUCUACUACCACUUACGCGCAUCGUCAUUUGUUGCAUCUUGACAUCCUUUCCCUCCCCAACAAACACCUUUUUCUUCUUACCCCCUCCCCUGCAACUAUCCCGAACUGCACCUUCAUCACCAUCUUCUUCUCUUUAUAAUUUUCUACCGCCGCUAGCCACCAGAUACCCUCGAAAUACCCAUUACUCCAUUUCUUCCUGCAAAAUGCCACCGCGUGUGCCAAAACGAAAAGCUGCUGAAGCGGUAGAGAAUACCUUUAAUGGUUCUCCUGAGAGUGAAGGAGAACGGGCAGCUGAUGUAGUUCUGCCUAUCCGCAAAGGUAACAGGACACGGAAAAUAGCAGAGCCCAAGACAAAGGCAAAGACAGCUGCGAAAGUCGCGAAGACCAUUAAGGCAUCGAAGGCUACUAGCACCGAAAAUACCACCGCUGAAAAUACCUCCACCGCAACGACAAAGGCGGUGAGGAAAGUCAUUGAGAGAGCAAAACCCACCUCACUCGGGGCCGCUCCUGUAUCGAAGGCUAGGAAGGUAGCUGUUGCGACUGCUGAGAAGAAAGCUGGAGAUGAGGAACGGGUGGAAGAGGUAAAAGCUACGAAGGGGAAAAAACGGAAGGAGAAGCAGCAGGGGAAGGAGAAGGAAAAGGGGAAUGGGGAGCUAAAGGAGACUGAGGAGACCACGAUGGUUGAGGAGGCCGAGAGAGAGAAAUCUGUCGAACCGGCCCGCAAGAAGGGUCGCGCUAAAGCUAAAGCGCUCGCGGACCCUAAAAUAACAUCUGUCCCUACCCGGCGACUGAAUAUUUACGCGUUUGGUACUGGCGAUAAUGCCGAGUUGGGCCUUGGGCCAGAGGUUAACGCAAAGGUUGUCAAGCGCCCUAGAUUGAAUACCCAUCUUCUCCCCGAAAAGGUUGGAAUUGUUGCUGUUGCGAUUGGUGGUAUGCACGGUUUGGCUUUGUCGCAUGAGGGGAAAGUCUACUCGUGGGGUGUCAAUGAUCAGUACGCCCUUGGGAGGGAAACGAAGUAUACUCCUCCGGUGGGAGAUGUGGGUUCCGAUGAGGAUAGCGACAGCGACGACGAAGAACCCUUGAACCCAUUGGAGAGCAUGCCAAUGCUAAUUACAGCGUUCCCAGAGGGGACUGUAAUUACAAACAUUGCUGCCGGUGAUAGCGUUUCAAUCGCUGUUACAGAUACCGGCAAGGUUUAUGGGUGGGGAACAUUUAGGUGCUCCGACGGCAUUCUUGGAUUCAAUGAGAAGACCCGUAUACAGAGCGUUCCCGUUUUACUACCUACACUCAAGAACAUUGUUCAAGUUAGCGUCGGCACUGAUCACGUCCUCGGCCUUACGAGGGAAGGAAACGUAUUCGCGUGGGGCAAUGGCCAACAAUUCCAACUCGGGAGGCGUGUUGUUGAAAGAACCCGCCUCAAUGGGCUCAUUCCUCGAGAGUUUGGUCUUCCUCGCCACCAGGUCAGGUACGUCGCUACCGGCUCAUAUCAUUCUUUCGCAAUUACCGAAGACGGGAAGGUCUGGGCGUGGGGACUCAACCAAUUUGGCCAAUGCGGGAUAUACGACCCGAAGCACGCCGGGGAAGACAACACCGUGGUUCCCGUUCCCACCGUUGUCCAGGGCCUUAUAGAGCAUAAGAUUGUUCAGAUAUCCGCUGGAGAACAUCACUCAGCCGCCGUGACCGAGGACGGUGAGCUUCUGGUCUGGGGCCGUCUCGACGGUGGACAACUUGGUUUGGACCCUGAGACACUCCCAGCGGAAGACGUUGUCCGUGACGUAUCUGGCAAGCCUCGCUAUCUUUCGACCCCGCGUGCAGUCCCUGACAUCAAGUUCUCCUUCAUUGGCUGCGGCACGCACCAUAAUAUAGCUAUCUCGAGAGAGGGGCAGGCAUACUCUUGGGGCUUCGGCGGCAGUUAUCAAACCGGCCUCGGCCCCGAGGCUGACGACGAGAUCAAAACCCCGACAAAAAUUGAGAACACAGCUACCAGAGGUGUCAAGAUGGUUUUCUCUGAUGCCGGCGGGCAAUUUUCCAUCCUCGCUGGCAUUCCCCCGAAACUUACCAAUGGCACUUUAUAGGCCACGCGCCUUGAUUGGUUGUUGGUGGAAGUAAGAUGAGACGAGAAUGUGAUGUGAUGGUCAAUCUAUUCUGUGCGUGUUUAUUCUUUUCUUUUUUCUUUUUUCAAACAUAACUCGGGAACGUUAUGCAUACGAACGGAUUGGCCGACGGACGGAUGGAUUGGCUGGUGGAUGUCGUGAUGGAGGUGGUUGGUUAGUGGCUGACAUAUUUUGUAACGGUAUAAAAAAGCGGUCUCCAUCUUAUUUUUUUCCCCUCUCUUUUCCUUUCUUGCUAUCAACCUAUGGGGUUUCUUUUCUCUCUUAUUAUUCUUUUCCCCUUCUUAUUUCGGUCACGCGAGGCGUGAGUUUGGGUUUUCCUUUUUCUCUUUUAAAAUCGGUUCGGUUUCGUGGUUUAUUACUUAAUUCCUGUCGGGGUGGGGGUGGGGGUGGGAUUAUCUACAGUACAAUGCUUGCUGAGCUCUAUGUCAAAUAUUUCAUUCAUACACCAGGGACGGGGAAUAUGUAUAGUGCAGUGUAGAUGGGGGCAAUGCAGCGGAGUAACAAGUUUCA
Molecule: messenger RNA, 2681 nt
Organism: Tuber melanosporum (Perigord truffle)
Lineage: Eukaryota; Fungi; Ascomycota; Pezizomycetes; Pezizales; Tuberaceae
Exons: 2
Coding region: 735-2132 (465 amino acids)
Cellular component (GO): cytoplasm
Molecular function (GO): guanyl-nucleotide exchange factor activity
Source: RefSeq, a predicted model, not a curated record